AUGAGACGCUACUGGAAGCGGCAGGGCUACCACCGCAUCGACGGCGCUUCUUCCGCCGCCUCGACUAGGAUAUUCGGCAGGUCGAGCUCGGAGAGUAGUCGCAGAGUAUCAACUGCGCUGCAAUUGAAAUGGAAGGAAAAAGGAUUAAUUAAAAACUUGACAUCCCAAUUCCAAAGAAAUCUCUCUUCCCCCACGGCCUUCUCCGGUUGCCGACUCCUUGGGAGUUUCGGUGGUGGAGCUGAAACUAGUCCCGCGCGACUUCUCUCUUCGUCGUCGUCUUCGGAUCAAAAUCCAGCAGCGGCGGAGGAAGCCGCCAGGGAUUCAAGUGAGGAGGUUGCUUCCGAGAUCGAGAAUUGA
Messenger RNA from Linum tenue, 357 nucleotides. The record is from the annotation of a GenBank genome assembly. NCBI's taxonomy places the organism in Eukaryota, Viridiplantae, Streptophyta, Magnoliopsida, Malpighiales, Linaceae.